AUGUUUAAUGGAGAAAUCCUGUGUCAGUUUAUGUUACUUCAGGCUCACAGUCUCCAACUUGAGGCCUUUUCAGUUGCCAUUAAGAGAUUAGAUCCCGGCUUGCCGAAACCUAUGCUCCAGUUUGUCAGCAGCUGUAGAAAUAAAUCAGAUGAAGAUAGACUACAAAUCUUAAAAGAGAAAUCAAUUGAGCUGAAUGUGAAUGAACAAGUGGAAUUCCACAAGAAUGUAACAUACAGAUUAUUUUAUGAUCCCUUUGCCAAUAAAAUUUAUGAUUAUGCCAAUGGAAUUGCUGCUUUGAGGUCUUUAAAGUAUUCAAAUUCUGAUACUGUUAUUUACGUUGGCUGUGGAGAACGUGUAGAAAUGAAAUGGCUGAGGAUAGCAGCAGACCGAAUUUCAUCAGAGGGAUUAUGGUUAAUUGGGUUAAGAAAUUAUUGGAGUGAGGUAAAAUGUGAAAAGUGGAUUCGCGAUGAAGAUAGUCAUUCAGAGGAGUCUAACGCAACAUGGUGGUUACCUAGACUGAUAGGGCAGGAACACAACAUCACUUUAGAUUGGACAUACCCUUUCGCAGAAGGAAGAUUAUUUGUUCUCACUUUAACUGCUGGCUUGGAAGGUUACCAUGUUAUUGUGGACGGAAAGCACGAGACAUCUUUUCCCUAUCGCACGGGCUUCUCUCUUAAGGAUGCUACCGGUCUAUCUAUUAAAAGGGAUAUCGAUGUGCACUCUAUAUAUGCUGCUUCUUUACCAACAUCACAUCCAGUUUCUGCACCACAGAUGCAUCUAGAAUUACUUCCUCAAUGGAAAGCUCCACCUAUUCUCGAUAAGAAUGUUGAGCCCUUCAUUGGAAUACUUUCUGCCGGCAACCAUUUUGCGGAACGAAUGGUAGUAAGAAAAUCAUGGAUGCAACAUAAGCUAAUCAAAUCUUCACAUGUUAUAGCUCGAUUCUUUGUUGCUCUGGUAAGAGAAGUCUUUAAGCAUCUGCUGAGUGAAGUCUUUAAGUAUCUACUGAGAGAAGUCUUUCCCUACAAAGAUCCGUAACAAUAAAGAUAGUUUAUAAAAUCUUUCAUCUAUGAUAGAAACUGCAUGGAUAAUAUGGGAUUUGGAAAUGACAUCCCAAUUUUUUAUUGAUAUAUCACAUUCAAUGCAUGUUCUACUAAGAUGUAAUUGAUACUUUUAUAAUAGAAACAUAUUUUUUUCAAUUUAAA
This is a messenger RNA of Vicia villosa (hairy vetch), 1202 nucleotides long. Its product is annotated as hydroxyproline O-galactosyltransferase GALT5-like. Gene Ontology annotation, molecular function: carbohydrate binding; GDP-Man:Man(3)GlcNAc(2)-PP-Dol alpha-1,2-mannosyltransferase activity. The transcript has 8 exons. Bases 1 to 1035 code for a protein of 344 amino acids. Lineage: Eukaryota; Viridiplantae; Streptophyta; Magnoliopsida; Fabales; Fabaceae. Gene Ontology annotation, cellular component: endoplasmic reticulum membrane. Gene Ontology annotation, biological process: protein N-linked glycosylation. The record is from RefSeq and is a predicted model, not a curated record.